UGCUGCUGGUGGUACUGCUGGAGGAACACUCCCUGUAUCUCGUGCGCUCUCCUGGCACCUCGUGCUCCUCCUCUCCGAAGAAUUGAGCAGAAAUCAGGUGUAACCUGCAAGAAUCGUACGUGGUGUUGUCGCCGGAUACCGACCACCCGACAGCACACCAUGGGAGAUGCGGCGCCCGUAAGCAGAUGGGCUCAGCGCAAGCAGCAGCGCGAGAUGAUGUACGCCACAAGCAGCGAUGCAAUUCAGGGAGUCUUCCGCAAGAAGCAGAAAGCGGCCAAGAACAUGGUGUGCCAGAAGUGCCUGCAAGUUGGGCAUUGGACAUACGAGUGCAAGGGCAAGGCCACGUACAAGGCGCGCGUGUCGAGGACCGAAAUCCUUGAGAACCCCGACCUCAAGCCCAAGUUCCACCUCGACCUUCCCCCCGGCAAGGAAAAGGACGCCAAAGAUGACGCCGACGCAACAGCGGCUGCUGCCGGCGCCAAGGGAAAGCUCGGCAAGAAGCGGCGCAGGAGAGAUAGCAGCAGCAGCAGCAGCAGCAGCAGCAGCAGUAGCAGCAGCAGUAGCAGCAGUGGGAGCGACAGUGACAGCAGCAGCAGCAGCAGUAGCAGCAGUGGGAGCAGCAGGUGA
Molecule: messenger RNA, 627 nt
Organism: Ectocarpus sp. CCAP 1310/34
Lineage: Eukaryota; Phaeophyceae; Ectocarpales; Ectocarpaceae
Source: the annotation of a GenBank genome assembly